Messenger RNA from Ictidomys tridecemlineatus (thirteen-lined ground squirrel), 4976 nucleotides. Lineage: Eukaryota; Metazoa; Chordata; Mammalia; Rodentia; Sciuridae. The record is from RefSeq and is a predicted model, not a curated record.
CACUCACAGGACCACAUAAACAAGGUGUGAUCCUUGUGUUUCUACCUGAGAGAGGACAGCUGACUUACAAGAGAAGGUUCCUCCUGAGAAGGUAGGGAGGCAUCAGGGGCUUAGACUUUCUCAGCAGUAAGUGAGCAUCUCAGAGCCCCUAACACCUCUGUUGGGUGAAACCAGAUACCAUCCCCUGAUGCCCAGGCAGCCUUCCCAGUGGCUCUUCUCCCACUAAACCUUUCAAGGGUGUGUGAGGCUUGAGGGGAGAAUAGGCAGAACAAGCCGGUGUGGGCAGGCCUUAAGGGGUGAAGGGAACCCAGUGAAAGAUCUGCAAGCAGCCCAGGGAGGACAGACUCAGACUCCAAGACACACAGUCUCAGUGACUGGGAAGCAAUGAGGAAGAGUGUCUCCAGGGACAAUGCCAGAAUCAGACCGAGGUCACCAUGAUCUGGAGAACUUUCCCGAAGGAACUGCAGCCCUCAGCAGCUCUGAAGGUCUCCAGAUAACCAUGGAGUUUUAUCUGAACUCUCUGGCUCUGGAGGUUGGCUGGGCUCCCAGCCUUGGUGAUCUGAGCCCCUCCUUAGGGCUCCUGGUGGCCCCAAGCUGGUCCUGCUGGCCAUCUUCCAGGGGCCGUACUUGAUCUCAGACUCUUCCCUUAUCUCCUGCUACCAGCAUCUUCAUCCACCUUCAGGACUCUUGGCCACACCCCUGCCUGUUGGAAUCUGUUGCAGCUGCCAAAAAGGCACAGUUGGUUAUUUUUGCGAAAAGUAAUAAGGGCUCUGCAGAAGCUCUGGAGCUUGGCGCUUCCUCUGGAUCUCCAGGCUCUCUCUCUGAUCACUACCUGUAGACAUUGUCCCUGCCUUGGAUUUGCCAAGAACCAGGCUGAUCCCCUCAAAGUCACCAAGAUGUCCCCAGGAAGCAGGGCAGCUGCAUCAGAGCAAGGGAUGGCAAAGACACGCUGUGGACGUGCAUCUCUACUGCGCUGCACUGUUGCCUUCCUCUUCCUUCAGCUCCCACCUCCUGGAAAUGGAAGAGCUGAUUUCCAAGUCCAAGGGCCUCAUGCCCCCGUGCUGGCCCUGGUUGGGGAAGAUGCAGAGUUGUCAUGUCGACUGGUCCCCAGCAUCAGCACUGAAGGCAUGGAGCUGAGGUGGUACAGGAACCAGUCCAGCCCAGCUGUACUCGUGCACAGGAAUGGGGAGGACGUGCAUCAAGAGCAGAUGGUGGAGUAUCAGGGAAGGACGAGCUUUGUGAGUGACCAUGUAGCCAGGGGCGAGGCCACACUGAGGAUACAUAACGUCACUCUGUUUGACAACGGCACCUAUCACUGCCUCUUCAAGGAGGGCACUUCCUCCAACCAGGCCACACUCUGGCUGACAGUGGCAGUUCCUAUAUCCUCAGCUCCCCUCUCCAGGCCUCCUCUCACAGAGUGGCAACUAUCUCUGUCUCUGGCCCUCGCUGCUCUGGGAUUCCUGGUCUCUGGAGUACUCUGCUGUUUAGGGAAGCAGCAAAAGAAAAGUUCCCAGACACUGCUAGAAGAGACAGAGCAAGAAGAAACAGCACAGAGGCCACAAGCCAGCAGUACCAAGGCUGAGCUAUUCCACGUGAGCCCCUCACUGGACCCUGACACAGCAAGUCCGAAACUCAUGGUGUCAGAGGAUCAGAAAAGUGUGAAGAGGCUGCUCUUCGACCAGUACCUGCUCCCCAACUCUAAGAGAUUUGACCAGGACCCCUGUGUCCUGGCCCAAGAGCGGUUCUCGGCUGGGAGAUACUACUGGGAAGUUGAGGUGGGAGACAGACAGGCCUGGAUUCUGGGGGUUUGCCUGGAGAACAUAGAUCGAGAAGGCUGGAUCCCCAAAUCCCCCCAGCAUGGCCUCUGGGCAGUGGAGUUGUAUAAGAAGAGAUUCUGGGCUCUCUCCUAUCCAAGAACUCGCCUCUCUCCUUCCCAGCCCCUCCAACAGCUGGGCAUCCUCCUAGACUGGGACGCAGGGGAGAUUUCCUUCUACAAUGCCACCAAGGGGUCCCUGGUCUACAGGUUCUCUGAACUGUCUUUUUCUGGCCCCCUGCAGCCAUUCUUCUGCCUCUGGACCCAUGAUCCUAGACCCCUGACCAUCUGCUCAGUGGCCAGAGAGACCCAGGAAGACACAAGCCCUCCCUGGAGGCCUGUCCUUUCCCCCAGAGGUCCUGGAGACUUCUGCUGAGGGAGAACAGCACCCAUAAGCCCUGGCUUCUGCUUCCUGGUGACAUCAAUCAUAUUCUGUGUGCAUGAGGGCAGUGUCAGGGCUGGCUUGCUGCCUUUCCCAAAUUCCUGUGCUGAACUCCUAAGCCCAGGACCUCAGAAUGUGACUGCCCUUGCAGAUGGGCCUUCAAGAGGAAGUCAGUGCCUUCAUGUGAGUGGUCCUGAUGUCACAGAUCUGGUGUUCCUGUGAGAAGAGAUUGGGACCCAGGCACAUGAAGGGGAAAGCCUGUGAGGACUCAGACGGGCGCUCUCACAAGCCACAGAUCUGGCCUCAGAAGGAACCAAGCUGCCCACACUCGGUCUCAGACCUCAGCUUCUGGAAGUGAGAGGAAAGGGCUUUCUGCUGUGUAAGUCACUCCAUCUGCAGAACUUUGUGAUGGCAGCUCUGCUGUGAUAAAACCACACCAUUAUCAGCUCAGCAUUGUCUACUUCUGCCACGUACCUGGGUGCAUAUGUAAAAUAUCCAGCUCGAGUUGGACAGGUAGUAGUCACACAAUAAUUGCCAGCCGUCCUCUCCUGUCCUCCCCCUCCUCCUCCUCCAUCAUCUUGGCCAUUCUUCUCUCCUUCUCCUCCUCUCCUCUCUUCCACCUCUCCCUCUUCACCUCUGCUCCCUACAGCAAUCACUCAGACAUCUGGUCUACCUCAAGUCCCUUCUUCCCUCUCUGUGAGAAGUCAGAACAAGCCAAAGAUUCCUGGGCAUUGGACAGCAUUCAGCCAGGACUGGAACCACAUAAGCCUUUUGGCAGAGAGAGUAGACUAGAAGCAAGUGUCAAUGAGGCACUGAAGAACCCAGGAGACCAGAAACAAGGAAACAUGGGAGGAACGAGCUGCCAACUACCAUGGCUGAGGGCAGAGGGGAGAGAGAGCAAAGGAAGGCACAGAGGUGCUGCUCAGGACACCCAGGCCAGUGGGAAUGCAGUCUGGCCAGGUGCCAUGCUGCUGGGUGGCCCUGAGAGGGACAGGCUUGACUGUGUCUAGCCAUGACCCUCCUCCUACUGCCAGUGGCAAAGCCCACCAGGCAGCAGUGGGGGGUGAGCUUUUAGAGCCCAGCCCACUGUAGGAGGCCUGCCGUGUGCCCUGGGCCUGCUGCAGAGCCAGGCACAGGGCUCAAAACAGGGUCUGUUCUUCCCAGUUCUGAAGCCCAGCUUUGAAAUCAAGGGUCAACAAGGCUGGUUUCCCCUGGAGGCUAUGAAGAGAAUCCAGGCUGGGCUCAUUUGCAGCUUCUGGGGCUGCCAGUCUUCCUUGCCUCAUAGAACUGCUGCUCCGAGCGCUGCCUCUUUCGUCACACCACUGACUUCUCCCUGUGUUUAAAAUCCCCUGGCCUUUCUCUCAAAAGGACACAUGUCGUUGGCAUUAGGACUCACCUCAAUGCAUCAUCUCUUGUUGAGGUUCCUGCCUUCAUUAAUUCUGCAAAGGCGUUUCCAGAUGAAGUCCUGUUCUCAGAAGCCAGGGGUCAGGACCUGGACAUGUUUGGGGAUCCUGAAUCCACCCAGAGUUCUGGCCAGAUGAUUGGCACACUAUUCCACGUGUUGGCACCUCCUCAGAAUUGCAGGGACGUGUGGUGAGCAAGAGCCCUGAAGGGAUCUGUAGAUGUUUUGAGACACAAGUUCUUCACACACAAAUAAGGAACUCCUAGUGCUCUAGGUUUGUAAUCCAGAGCACAGGCAUGGAUUACCAGUGGAGAGGCCAGACAGUCCAGGGAAGCAGGGGUCCAGACUCAGCCUUUGGGAGAGGCCAGGAUUUAUAUGGACAGGAAUAGGAAGGGUGACAUAAAAGUCCAUCUUCCUGCCCUCCUCAUAGCCCUCUCACUCAACCUCAGUGUAAAGCCUUUCUUAACAAUGUUCUUCUCUUAUGAGUGUGAUGCUUGUAUGCAGUGAGUGUGCUGGUUCUAAGGGCACAUGCUAGUGGAUUUGGUCACAGCAUACACUGGUGCUAUGGCACCAUCAAGAGACUAGACAUUCCCUCAAGUCUGGUAGAAAUGGAGCCCCUAUUCCACUCCCACCCCUACUAGUCCUGAUCUGCCCUCCACAGCUCUAGUUGUCUUUUAAUUAUCUUUGGUCUCACUUUGGAAUAUCCAUUACAUUUAGUGACAUCAUUCAUCCACCGGUUUUCCUGAUUUUCUGACAUAGCUACAUGGUGUUCCCUUUACCCUGUGCUGGAAUUUCAUGGAAGCAGACCCUGUGUUUGUCCAUUGGACUCCCAUGGUAGUCCACUGUCCUCUGUCAUACAAGACACCUGUGGCUGGGAGACUUGUAAAUAAGAGGCUCCUGUAGCUCUCAGUGCAGAGACUGAGGUCCACACAGCAUGAUGCUGGAGGACUCUCUGGCCUCAUUCUAUCUUGGUGGUUGUCAUUAGACUGAAAGAAAGACCACCCACAGGCAGCCAGGAAAAAGGUCUUGGAAAAGAAAAGGGGAAGAGAGAAUUGGGAAGUUGAGCUACCUGUAGCCUCAAGGAUAGUUCCUUAGCCCCUAGACAGGACCAACCAUCAAUGGUACUUUCUCCUGCAACAGAGCUUCACUCCCAUUCAUGUGCUGAUUAAGGCUUAGAGAUCACUUUUCUCCAGAUUUCCUGAAGAAGGCAAAAUAGAGUUGAUUGUCCCCUUUCUGAAUCCUCUAUUCCACCAAUCAUCUAUAAGGACAGACCAGCCCAGAUAGCUGACAUCUGUGGACACCCCUCUCUUGGGACCCCUCCCCUUUUGGAGCCCUGCUUGCUUCCUAUUUCCGUAAUAAAUCCUGUUAAUUUUCUCUUA